This is a messenger RNA of Morus notabilis, 1862 nucleotides long. Its product is annotated as lipoamide acyltransferase component of branched-chain alpha-keto acid dehydrogenase complex, mitochondrial. Gene Ontology annotation, molecular function: acetyltransferase activity; lipoic acid binding. The transcript has 8 exons. Gene Ontology annotation, cellular component: cytoplasm; mitochondrion. NCBI's taxonomy places the organism in Eukaryota, Viridiplantae, Streptophyta, Magnoliopsida, Rosales, Moraceae. The record is from RefSeq and is a predicted model, not a curated record. The coding region runs from base 227 to 1768 and encodes 513 amino acids.
AAUCGUGCUUCUCGGAGUUUGCGUUGCGUGUCCAAACUCCUUUUUUUAAGCAAAACAAAACAACUGCAAGUCUGCAACAACAAUGGCGGACCAUCCCACACACACGUGAUUCCUCCUCUUCUCUCUCGCUCGAUCCUUGACUAAGUGCUCUACUGAGCUUACCAUGUCCGAAUUCGAACUGUUUCUCUGAAAUUCCCCAACCAAUUCAAGAGUACAACACCCGAUCAUGAUGGCUCGGAGGGUCUGGCAGAAGUUCGCCGGCGCCUCCUUCCGCCGCCGUCUGUCUCCAACUCAUGCGUGCGCCUCAAGAGCUCCGGCGAUAUUACCGGCGAUGGAGGUUUAUGAGGAGAAGUGCCGUCCGUUUCUACCGUUCUGUUCCCAGCCCCGUUUUCAUGGAACCGCUUCGGCGUCGUUUCGCAUCUCCGGUUACUGCUCCGAGCCCAGGAUUUCACAUUUUGUGAAGAGAUGUUGCUAUUCCAGUCAUGCCGUGGCUGAUCUUCCAGAAGGCGGUGGUGUUGUUGAUGUACCACUGGCACAGACCGGCGAGGGCAUUGCGGAGUGUGAGCUCCUCAAAUGGUUUGUGCAAGAGGGGGAGAAUGUUGACGAAUUUCAACCACUUUGUGAAGUUCAGAGUGACAAAGCGACCAUUGAAAUAACGAGUCGUUACAAAGGAAAAGUUGCUCGGAUUUUUUAUGUUCCCGGUGAUAUUGUAAAGGUUGGAGAAACGCUUUUAAAAAUGGCCGUUGAGGAAUUUCAAGUUCAAACGCAUUCUGGCAAGGAUUUUGAAAGUAUUGAGGCAACAGACACUGAUAAAAAAGAACAUAACGCCGACGGAGUUUUAUCAACUCCUGCUGUUAGGGGUCUUGCAAAGCAAUAUGGCGUCAACAUAAAUGAUGUUCUUGGAACUGGAAAAGGUGGGAGAGUAUUAAAAGACGAUCUCCUCAAGUAUGCUGUAGAGAAGGGCAUCUUGGAGGAUUCUUCUUCCUCUUCUUGUGCAGAUUGUGAGCACGUUUUGGGUGGACAUGAGAGUUAUGUGCAUGCCUCAGCUGGAGUUGGACAGAAUUAUGAGGAUCAGACAGUUUCUUUGAGGGGAUUCCAGCGUAAAAUGGUUCAAUCUAUGAGCUUGGCUGCAAAAGUUCCACAUUUUCACUACGUUGAAGAUAUAAACUGCGAUGCACUUGUGGAGCUUAAAGGAGCUUUCCAACACAAUAAUUCCGACCCAAAUGUCAAGCACACUUUCCUUCCAGUCUUGAUAAAGUCACUUUCAGUGGCCCUGAGUAAAUUUCCCUCAAUGAAUAGUUGCUUCAAUGAGGAAUCACUUGAGGUCGUUCUUAAAGGUUCUCAUAAUAUAGGAGUUGCCAUGGCUACGCCAUACGGUCUGGUCGUGCCAAACAUAAAGAAUGUUCAGUCCCUUUCCAUUAUGGAGAUAACAAAGGAACUUUCAAGGUUGCAAAAACUGGCAUCAGAUAACAAGCUUAGUCGUGUGGACAUAUGCGGUGGAACAAUUACUUUAAGUAACAUUGGAGCAAUUGGUGGAAAGUUUGGUUCCCCUCUUCUCAACUUGCCUGAGGUCUCCAUUAUUGCCCUUGGAAGAAUUCAAAAAGUCCCACAUUUUGCAGAUGAUGGAAAUGUAUACCCAGCAUCAAUAAUGACGGUUAAUAUAGGUGCGGAUCAUAGAGUACUGGAUGGAGCAACAGUUGCAAGAUUUUGCUGCGAGUGGAAAAAGUUAAUUGAGAAACCGGAAUUGCUUAUGUUGCACCUAAGAUGACUAUCCAUAACUUGUAAAAAUCACUUGUAUAUGAUAUCUUAUCUAAAUGGAAAUAUAAAGUUAAUUGAAAUGGAAAUCAUUGUCGUCCAACAAA